Molecule: messenger RNA, 738 nt
Organism: Penicillium maclennaniae
Lineage: Eukaryota; Fungi; Ascomycota; Eurotiomycetes; Eurotiales; Aspergillaceae
Product: Short-chain dehydrogenase/reductase SDR
Exons: 3
Coding region: 1-738 (245 amino acids)
Biological process (GO): secondary metabolic process
Source: RefSeq, a predicted model, not a curated record
AUGGACUUGGCAUUUUUCCCACGGCUUGUUCCGCAAUCUCCAAAAGGCUCUGGACUCUGCAUCAAUGGCGCGUCCAACGCGCAAAUCGCCGCCACGCUUCCACCAGGCCUCGUCGCGGUCUUCGUCGGCGCAACGAACGGAAUCGGGGAGUAUCCUUUGAAAGAGUCCAGCCGACACGCGCAAAAGCUUCGUGUCUAUUUUGUCGGUCGCUCACAAGGCGCGGGAGACCACAUCGCGAAGGAAUGUCAAGAGUUGAGUCCCAGAGGCGAGUUCAUCUUCAUCAAAGCGGAUGUUAGCCUAUUGAAGACAGUCGAUGAAGUCUGUCGUGAGAUCUACAGCAAAGAAAAGACCAUAAACCUUCUGUUUUUGACAUGUGGGCCGGCUCUUGCUUAUGCUGUACUGGCCAUGGAUACAAGAGAAGGUCUCCAAAUCUUCAUGGCACUGCCAUAUUAUGCUCAUGCCCGCUUCAUCGUCAAGCUGCUACCGUUCAUCCGCCUGGCUAAGAAUCUCCGGCGAGUAGUGACAGUGUUCGCAGCGGGCAACGAAGGCCCAAUCUUGAAAGAUGACUUCCAGUCCCGCAAAAUACCAUUUGGGAAUGUGCGCGGACACAAUGUCUCCAUGACAGACUUUAUGCUUGUGCACAUCGCGCAAGGUGCCGCUAAAGUCGGCUUCGUGCAUGACUACCGGGGCCCUGUUAAGUCUGGAUCUGAAAGGGAGACAGUCUUACCAGUAUUCUGA